GUUCUGAUAAUCAUGAAUCUGCAAACAUUGUUUCAGGACUUUAAUCCAAGCAAAUUUUUGGUACACUCAUGUUUGAUGAUAUUUACAAUCUUGUUUGCACUUCGCUUGGAUGGUUUCAUAGAAUGGAGUUAUUGGACUGUAUUUACACCAGUAUGGUUUUGGAAGAGUAUGGUAAUUUUGGGUGCUACUGUUGGAAUUUAUGUUUGGUGGAGACAUCCUCAUGCAAGGAGGGAAGGAGAUGCUUAUGUACAUUAUAAAGCAAUGUUGAUUACUUUGGCAUUACAUUUGAUCUUGUUAAUGUUUGAAUUGUUAGUAUGUGAUAAAUUAGAAUCUAAAAGACACCUUUGGAUACUUGUAUUUAUACCACUUAUCUUCAUCUCUAUAGUGUCAAUAGCUGUAUGCAUAUGGGCUGCAAAACAUGAUCGAUCAUUUGAACUUGAAUUAUUUUGUGCAAUCAAUGUACUACAGUUCAUUUUCUUGGCAUUAAGACUAGACAGUUUUAUAACAUGGAGUUGGGAAGUAGUGUUUGCUCCCUCAUGGGCACUUUUAUCCUUAUCUCUAGUUGCAGUUCUAUAUGCAAUAGUAUUUGCUGCUGUUUUAUUAAGAACUCCACAAAUUAAUGCUAGACAGAGGCGGACAUCCUUGAAUUCAGCAUUGGCAUACACAUUUCUUGUGGUUCCAAUCUUAGUGUUCCAAAUAUUACUAGCAAAUAAAUUGGAUGGAGAUAUUUCACUGAAUUAUACUACAGUAGCAAUGCCACUUCUAAUAUCUCACAUAACACUUAUCUUUAUGUCUUUUGAUGCAAAAGGGGGAAACAGAUGGUGGUUUGGUAUUAGAAAAGACUUUUGUCAUUUUCUAUUGGGAUUAUGCCCAUUGCUUCAAGAAUAUGGUAAUAUUUCUUACCAGCCAAGAAGUGAUCAAGACCAGCCACCAUCAGAACCAAUGGUUUCAGAAAAAAGUGAAAAACAUGUUAAAAAAAUUGACCUAACAAAACCUGUUGUACCUAUAAUUUCCAUUGAUAUGCCAGAUUGAUUGUUUUAUUUAGGAUCGAUUCGGGUAUUUGAAAUGCUUUUAUUGAUAUGACUGGUUCACACUAGAAGCCAUAUCUUAACAAGUAACAG
Habropoda laboriosa is the source of this 1121-nucleotide messenger RNA. Its product is annotated as transmembrane protein 185A. The transcript has 6 exons. The record is from RefSeq and is a predicted model, not a curated record. Lineage: Eukaryota; Metazoa; Arthropoda; Insecta; Hymenoptera; Apidae. Bases 13 to 1032 code for a protein of 339 amino acids.